CUCAAUUCUGUGUCACAGUGUCACUGUUUUACUGGGUGAGGAGCCGUGCCACUACCGCGCUGCUGGAGGGAUAUAGCCACUCAUUUCUCAUACAGUUUCUGAUUCUAGCUGCAGGACAUGAAAUAAACUAUCUCAAAUCUUCAGACAGAAUAAUCAUCAAACAUGACGGUGGAUUUUGAAGAAUGUAUCAAAGAUUCGCCGAGGUUCAGGGCGAACAUCGAUGAAGUGGAGACAGAUGUGGUGGAGAUGGAAGCCAAACUGGACAAGUUGGUGAAACUAUGCAGCGGUAUGAUAGAUGCCGGUCGGGCCUACGUCACGGCCAACAAGCUGUUUGUCAACGGCAUCCGAGACCUGUCUCACCAGUGCAAGAAGGAGGAGAUGAUAUCAGAGUGUCUGGAGAAAUUUGGGGAGAGCCUACAGGAAAUUGUCAACUAUCACAUGAUUUUAUUUGAUCAAGCCCAGAGGUCCAUUAAACAACAGCUUCACAACUUUAUCAAAGAUGAUGUGCGGAAGUUCAAGGAGACGAAAAAGCAGUUUGACCGCGUGCGUGAGGACAUGGAGAUCGCGCAGGUGAAGAACGCCCAGGCGCCCAGGAACAAGCCGCACGAGGUGGAGGAGGCCACCACCGCCCUCACUGUCUCCAGGAAGUGCUUCCGACACCUGGCCCUCGACUACGUCCUGCAGAUCAAUGUGCUUCAAGCCAAAAAGAAGUUUGAAAUCUUAGAUGCGAUGCUGUCCUUCAUGACCGCCCAGUACAGUCUCUUUCAGCAGGGCUACAACCUGCUCGACCAGAUUGACCCCUACAUGAAGAACCUAGCAGCAGAGUUGGAUCAGCUGGUUAUUGAUUCUGCUGUGGAGAAGAGAGAGAUGGAGCACAAGCACGCCAUCAUUCAGCAACGGACCUUAAUGCAGGAUUUCUCCUAUGAUGACUCGAAGGCGGAGUUCAACGUGGACGCCCCAAACGGGGUGGUGAUGGAGGGGUACCUGUUCAAGAGGGCCAGCAACGCCUUCAAGACGUGGAACAGACGGUGGUUUUCAAUACAGAACAGCCAGCUGGUCUAUCAGAAGAAACUAAAGGAUGUUUUGACAGUGGUGGUGGAGGACCUCAGGCUGUGCUCAGUGAAGCCCUGUGAGGACAUUGAGAGGAGGUUCUGCUUCGAGGUGGUGUCUCCAACAAAGAGCUGUAUGCUGCAAGCUGAAUCAGAGAAGCUGCGUCAGGCGUGGAUCCAGGCUGUCCAGGCCAGCAUCGCCUCUGCCUACAGAGAGAUCUCCGAUAACUACUACAUCGAGCGACUGGACCGCACGGCAUCUCCGUCAACUAGCAGCAUUGAGUCGGCGAGCGAGUCGCGUGAACGCAGCGUCAGGGGCGUCGAGACCAUCCUGCAGCGGGUGCAGUCAUUGCCAGGCAACGAGCUGUGUGCUGACUGCGGCCAGGCUGAUCCUCGCUGGGCCAGCAUCAACAUGGGCGUGCUGCUGUGUAUAGAGUGCUCAGGCAUACACAGGAGUUUAGGGGUCCACUGUUCUAAGGUGCGGUCCCUCACACUGGACUCAUGGGAACCUGAGCUCCUCAAGCUGAUGUGUGAGCUUGGUAACGCCGUCAUCAAUCACAUCUACGAGGGAACGUGUGAGGAGAGAGGACUGAAGAAGCCAGGCCCAUCCAGCUCACGGCAGGAGAAGGAGGCCUGGAUCAAGGCCAAGUACGUGGAGAGGAAGUUCCUGAAGAAGAUGUGUGGCUCGGAGGCGCUCGUUGAGGCCGAUAGGAAGUCGCAUCACUGGAAUGCCAAGAAGUGCCGCAGACAACACAGCUCCGUCCGAGCGCCAAAAACACGCCGGAAAUACCGCCACGACGCCGGCAGUGUGUCGCCAGGCAACCUAUCCGCAGCUGCGGCAGCAAAGUUUCGCCGAGACUCUCUCUUCUGCCCAGACGAGCUGGACUCGCUCUUCUCCUACUUCGACAACGGAGCUGGACCUCGUAGUCUCAGCAGUGACAGUGGGCUCGGCGGCAGCACCGACGGCAGCACCGAUAUCCUGGUGUUCGGCUCCAUCGUGGACAGCGUCACCGAGGAGGAGUGUGAAGAGUCUGAGGAGUCGAGCGGCGAGGCGGAGGCGGAGAUGGAGCCCUCGGAGGCGUCGGACCCCGAGGACAGCCUCCGUGACGGGAAGUUGGCACACCGGCGCCCUGGUUCUCUGGUAGCGUGUGAGUUCCUGUUGCAGAACAGUGCUGAUGUGAACCAGAGGGACAUGAGGGGAAGAGGACCCCUGCACCAUGCCACAUGCCUUGGCCACACAGGGCAGGUGUCUUUAUUCCUGAAGCGAGGAGCUUCGCAGACUGAGGUAGAUGAAGACGGCCAGGACCCCCUGAGCAUCGCUGUGCAGGCGGCUAACGCAGACAUCGUCACCCUGUUGCGAUUAGCGCGGAUGAACGAGGAGAUGCGGGAGUCGGACGGACCCAUCGGCCACCCAGCUAACACAGGAAGUCCCGUCUCUCCACCGAACGUAAAGCGGAAGGAUUUCCGGGACCGAAUGUCACCUCACCCCCUCGCCUCCCUGGGGAGUUUUCGGACCUGGCGACUCACCUCCCCCAAAAGCUGAAUAGGACGAACCUGCCUUCCAGAUCUCCCAGGAUGCCCCAGCCCCCGAGUAGCCGACCGUGUUUAGACACCUUUACUACAUUUGAGGACUGUUGGCAUGGAAACCACCCAAAAAACGCACCUUUCAGUGUCCCUCAAUUGUUACAUGAAGAACUGAUUGGAGUCUUGAGAUAUGUGGGUGACUGUUUAAAAAUAACUGGUGAAGAGACGUAAGACAACACAAGAGAGUCUGAGUUUUAUGCGUCUGACCUACAUCACAGAUCAUGGGACAUGUUAGGUUUGUGUGUGUGUGUGUGUGUAUGUUUGCAAACAGAUCAGGACCUUCACUUCAUAAUUUCUCUACAUUCUUGUAACUAAAUAAGGGUAAUGCACAGCAAUCAGUGAUACUAAACUAAUUACUGUCCUAAAACUACUAUUAGGAUUUCUAGUUUUCUUUUCAGUGAUGCACUCAAUAUUUUAUUAUUGCAAACUCCUGUGAUAAGAUUUAAGAUUGUAUAGGAUUUAUAUAUUGCACAUGAACAUGUUACUUUUUCUUAAACAUGAUAUUAAAAAUGUAAACUGUUUUUUGUCUAAUAAUGAGAACAUAAAGUUAAGACACAUUCAAACUGUCGAAAUACACCCGAUGUGUGUCCCUCAUAACAAUAUAUGUGAUAGUUCUUUGAAUUGAAGCAGAUCCCUUUGGUUCUGAGUUGAGUGUGUGCGCCCUCUAGUGGUCUUUGCAAAUAUAUUCCCUAAAAUCAAAGGUUCUUGGGUGAAUGUGUGAUGUAAGACAGUGUUUCUGAAAGUGUGGUCUGGGGACCACUAGUGGUCCGCAAUUUAUUCGAAGUGGACAGCGGACAGACGUGGUAAAAUAUACAACCCCAAAACAGAAAAAGUUGGGACGUUGUGUAAAAUGCAAAUAAAAACAGAAUGUCACAAUA
Molecule: messenger RNA, 3511 nt
Organism: Alosa alosa (allis shad)
Lineage: Eukaryota; Metazoa; Chordata; Actinopteri; Clupeiformes; Clupeidae
Product: arf-GAP with coiled-coil, ANK repeat and PH domain-containing protein 3-like
Exons: 26
Coding region: 163-2592 (809 amino acids)
Cellular component (GO): cytoplasm
Molecular function (GO): protein binding; GTPase activator activity
Source: RefSeq, a predicted model, not a curated record